Penicillium olsonii is the source of this 1827-nucleotide messenger RNA. The record is from the annotation of a GenBank genome assembly. Lineage: Eukaryota; Fungi; Ascomycota; Eurotiomycetes; Eurotiales; Aspergillaceae.
AUGAUGGCCCAAUCUCUUUCGUCGUUGACUCAAACAUGGCUUCAGUGGGACCAGGACCCUACUACUCGGGCGGAGAUAGAACAGCUUCGAGACUCAAAUGCCACAGAGGAGCUGGAGAAGCGUCUGCGUAAUCGCAUCGAGUUCGGAACGGCCGGCCUUCGAGGUCGCAUGGCUGCAGGAUUCUCGUGCAUGAACUCUUUGACGGUGAUCCAAGCCUCCCAGGGAUUGGCCAAGUUUAUUCGAGACAAGCGUUCUGAGAUUGCCCCCAGCGGCGUUGUCAUUGGACAUGAUGCGCGACACAACUCUGCGAGAUUUGCCGCACUUGCUGCCAACGCAUUCAUCGCGCAGAGGAUCCCCGUCUGGUUCUUCAAGGAAGAGGGACCAACGCCGAUGGUCCCAUUUGGGGUGAAUUACUUCCAAGCCGCCGCAGGUAUCAUGGUGACGGCAAGUCAUGCUACAAACUACUCGAGUAACGGCGCUCAGAUCAACCGACCCGAGGACGGAGAAAUUGCGCAGUCAAUUCUCGAGAACCUUGAACCGUGGCCGACUGCUUGGGCUGAGCUGCAGCCGGGUGAAUACUUGCGCGCCGAUUCCUACCAGGAACUGUUGCCUCACUAUGUCAAGCGAGUUGAAGAGUUCACGAAAACCACUGUCUCGGACUGGCAACCCCCUAGACCAUUUGUUUACACACCUCUGCAUGGUGUAGGAGGCUUGGUGCUUCCAGGUGUCUGUAACUCUAUAGGCAUCCACGACUUUGUCUCUGUCGCUGCCCAGGAAAAGCCAGACCCGGACUUCCCCACCGUGAAGUUCCCCAACCCAGAAGAGAGCGGCGCCUUGGAUCUUGCCAUUCAGACCGCUGAUCAAGAAGGGAAAACAUUGAUCAUUGCGAAUGACCCUGAUGCGGAUCGUUUUGCAGUAGCAGAAAAAGUGGGGUAUGUAACUCUCCAGUCUGGUUUACAAACGUCCCUAACGUGCUCCGAAUUUGACAGUGAGACUUGGCAUACCAUGAGCGGAAACCAUGUGGGUGUCCUUUUGGCCUCCCAUAUCUUGGAUUCCUUUGAGGCCGGUAGAGACUGGUCUCACCUCGCCGUGCUGACUACCACUGUAUCGAGCUCCAUGCUCGGAAAGAUGGCAGCUGCAAAGGGCAUCCAAUUCACUGAGACCCUGACGGGAUUCAAGUGGAUGGCCAAUGUUGCCCGGGAUUUAGAGAAACAAGGAAAGACCGUCGUAUUCUCUUACGAAGAGGCACUGGGCUACAUGUUCCCAUCUGUGUGCUACGACAAGGAUGGCAUCACAGCCGCCACUGUAUUCCUUGCAGCAGAGGCCAAGUGGAGAGCUCAAGGCCUCACCGCAUAUGGCAAACUCCAAAGCCUCUUCGCUGAGUUUGGCCAUCACGAGACGCUGAACAAUUAUUUCCGAUCCCCUUCCCCCCAGCUUACUUCAGAGCUUUUCCAGGGAAUUAGGAAGAGCUCUUCCCUCGCAGAAAUGAAGUUUGGGCCGUUCAAGGUUCUCCGAUGGAGAGACUUAACUGAGGGCUACGAUACCAGCACCUCUGACAAGAAACCAGACUUGCCAGAAGACCCUAGCAGCCAAAUGCUUACACUGUGGCUUGAGGGUGGGGUUCGGUUUACGUUCCGAGGCUCGGGGACAGAGCCCAAGGUCAAGUUCUACAUUGAGAGUUGUGGAGACUCUCGCGAGGACGCCGUCAAGGCAGUCUGCGAUGCAUUCUUGGCCAUCAGGGAGCAAUGGGUCCAGCGUUUUACGCCUUCGAUGACAUACAGCAAACAGCUUCCUACUUCGUCAGGUCAUAUUCUUGAUUUGGAUUAA